GGCCACAUGAUAUGCUUGUGCGUCAGCUGACCCGCAGCUGUUACGGGAUAUGGGUAUACAGAUGCAGCGCGGCUGCUAAAGAUGAUCAAAUCCAUAGAAAAAUUGCCUGCAGCAGAAUGUCCCAAAUUUCUGCACAGAGUGGUCGAUGGCGUAUGUGGGAGAAGCCCCCCAAAGAUGGCGGACUACGGCACCAGGUGGAGCCUGACUGAGUGGAUGGAGCUCCUGGACGCACUCUCCGCCAUCUUUCGGCUCACUGUUGGGAAGAACAUUCCAGAUAAAGAGGUAAAGGAGUCUUUGGCAGAGCUGGACAGCAGCUACUCCGAUGCUGUCUUAGGAUGCCUGAAGGCCCGACAUGAAGAGAUCCGACAGUCUCUAGUAGAAAGGACAAAUGCCGUAUCUUCUGCCCAGCUGCAGGAUUUUGACUGGCAGAUUAAGCUGGCUCUGUCCAGCGACAAGAUCUCCUCGCUGCAGACACCGCUGCUGAACCUGAGCCUGGACAUCAGGGAGGGUGGCGCCGUGAGGCCCGUGUCCAUUGAGAUGAACCGUGAGGAGCUGCAGGGCCUGGUCAGCUCCCUUGAGGGUGCUAAUAAGGUUGUCCUCCAGUUGAAAUGAGGGAGAAGACCAGUGAUAUUUUCAAGAGAUUGGAAUGAGGACUGUGGUGAUGUCAUAUGGAAGAUCUGCAGAUAUGUGGCAACAGGGGAGGCAUAAGGGUAGCCUUAAACGAUCUGCUGUCAAUGGACUUGCAAACAAACUGUGUCCUUUUUUUGCAUUUUUUAUGUGGAAAAACAAUAAAUUUUUUACUGCUGUA
This is a messenger RNA of Brienomyrus brachyistius, 808 nucleotides long. It is a transcript of the gene commd8, whose product is annotated as COMM domain containing 8. NCBI's taxonomy places the organism in Eukaryota, Metazoa, Chordata, Actinopteri, Osteoglossiformes, Mormyridae. The record is from RefSeq and is a predicted model, not a curated record. Bases 82 to 612 code for a protein of 176 amino acids. The transcript has 5 exons.